Molecule: messenger RNA, 2299 nt
Organism: Austrofundulus limnaeus
Lineage: Eukaryota; Metazoa; Chordata; Actinopteri; Cyprinodontiformes; Rivulidae
Product: protein P54
Source: RefSeq, a predicted model, not a curated record
CAUCUGCAUCAGCAGACCACAUCGUAAUCAUCGUUCUGGGCUUAAUGGUCCUUGUAGUGAUUGCAGCUGGGGCAGUUUGUUUCUUUACACGAAGAAGAGUGAGGAGAUACUCAGUUGACCUCACCCACAGAGCAGAUGAAGCCAACAUCCCUCUCAGUGCAUUAGAACCUGAAUUACCUGCUGAAGCUCUGCCUCCGAACGGCCUACAAACCUUUGAAGGGACUGAAACGUCUGCCAAAGAGCCAGAAGAACCAGAAGUGAAGCCUGAAACACAGGAGGAGCAAAAAACUGAGGUGGGUGAACCUGCUGUUGAUUCCAGCUCUGCGUCUGCAGCUGCAGCUCCGGACAGCUCAGAGGACAAACCCAAAGGGGACGGUAAAGAGGAAAGCUCCCCUGCAGAUGUGAAGCCCAGCUCAGAAGAGAAAACCGACGAUGAAGGUGCCGCCUCCAACAAGACCUCAGUGGAGUCUCUGAAGGAGACAAAUGAGACAAACGAGAACAACAGUAACAACACUGGCUCCAGUCAGAAGACAGAUGUGCAGACAGGCAACACACUCCAGGAAGUUUGUGUCGACUGUCUUGUCUGAAAAACAGCCUCCGCCUUCUUCUCUGUCCGUUCAUCAGAAACGAGGAUAAAAAAAAGAAACCGAAGUGACUGCAGGGGUUUGGGACACUUGUGUUCAAACUGUGUGGAAACUCCUCUGCAACUAAAGCUAAAUGUUUGUUGCAAAGCAAAUAGUUGAAUGGAAGGGAAACUGUUUUAUUGUCACUUUUUUUUCGUACAACAAAAUUUUUACAAAUUGAAAACAAUUAUUAGGAGGAACUAUGUUUAACUGGGUUUAUAUUUUGUUGGUUAAAAAGAGAAUAAGAUGCUUUUUUAAAUUCUUGCUGAAGUCCAGUAGCUUGAAAUCCAGCUUUUCACUGAUGCUGUAUUAGCCCUCUAUUUUGCAUCUGUGCUGUUUGCAAACCUGCAUUCUGUCCACUGGACUGCAGGGGGGCAGCUCCUGGAGACGAGAAGUUCAACUUGUUUAGAGCUAGAAAAAGUUAAGCUGACGUCUUCUUUGAUUUCUCAUUUUAGGUAAUUAUUUCUAAUGGAAUUUGAUGCAUUUGUAAAUAAUGGGUCUAUUUUGUUCAAAGACAAUGAAAGAUACAUUUUAAAACAUUGGUUGAUGCUGCUGGAUGUUCUCUCCAGCUCUCAGUAAUGUGCAGUUUCAGAGGACAAAGAUGGUGGACUUGUCCAUGUUUUAAUUCAGUCUGUGCAUUGUGGACUUUAGGAAAAACAUGAAACUUGCAUUUGCUUCAAUGGUUUUUUUUUGUUUUGUUUGUUUAUUUGUCUCCUUGUUUGUUUGUUUGUUUGUUUGUUUGUUUGUUUGUUUGUUUGUUUGUUUGUUUGUUUGUUUGUUUGUUUCUUUGUUUGUUCCAAUAACUGUCUUUAAAAGAUCAGACUUUAGGAAAUACAAAAAAGGAAAAACUUUUAAAAAAUAAUUUUACUGUUUUUAAAUGAGCAUGCUUUGUGGUCUGGUUGGUAUACAAAAUAAUUUUAUUUCAUUUGUUUUAAAUUUGUUUUGCCUAAUUAAUGGACCACUAUUUGCUUAAAUGUAAAUAUCAGUAGUGGCAGUCACUGCCCUUAUCCUUAAAUGGAUUAUUUGGUGAUUUUUGAAGUGAUGUUCUGUCAAAUAGUUCUCAGUAGUUUUAACAUUUUCAGAAAAAAAAAACCCAUCAGUCAUAGAGAGGUAGAAAAACAGGCAGAUUCUUUCUCCAGGCUGAGGGCCACGUUUAUAUUGUUUUUAGGCCUACAGUUUUUUUUUCUCCGCCCUCUCUUAUUUUACUGUUUGUGUAACUGAUGUUGUACGUGUGUCACAGGUCUCAUUAACACAACAUGUUUCAAUGAGAUUACCUGCCUAAAUAAAGUUUUUUAUUAAAAAAAACUGAUAUUUGACAGAACAUCACUUCAAAACUCAACAGAUUAUUCCCUUAAACGUGGGUUUGCACAAAACACAAGGAAAAAACUGCACAUUUCCAAAGUAUGCCUUCUGAAUAACAGGAUUUUUUUGUUAGUUUUUUUUUUUUUUUGGGGGGGGGUGGGGGGUGGCAUAUACAGCAUUCACCAUUAUCAUCUUAUUUUAUCAGAAAAAAAUAAUAAUACAGAAAAAGUUGUAAAUUAAUUAUUACCACCAUACAAUCACAGUUAAAUCAUUUGUACAGAAAUUUUAUGCUCUUAUUACUUUUGUGUUAUGCCAAUUCCUAUGGUUUGAUUUUUGUUUCAAUGUUUUCGAAUAAAAAUAGUUUUUGCAUUUCA